Entelurus aequoreus (snake pipefish) is the source of this 1360-nucleotide messenger RNA. RefSeq names its product interleukin 17c (gene il17c). NCBI's taxonomy places the organism in Eukaryota, Metazoa, Chordata, Actinopteri, Syngnathiformes, Syngnathidae. The transcript is spliced from 3 exons. Gene Ontology annotation, cellular component: extracellular region. Gene Ontology annotation, molecular function: cytokine activity. The record is from RefSeq and is a predicted model, not a curated record. The coding region runs from base 484 to 981 and encodes 165 amino acids.
AUGUGAACUUACUGUAAAAAUAAAAAAAUAAGAUGCCCGAUUGACCGAAGUACUUAUGGGCCAAUUAUGUAAUAUUUACCUUUAUUGUUGACUUGAUGUGAGUCUAUUUCGGACAAAGAAUGUAAACUUCGCCUGGGGGUUGUCUAAAAAUACUGCUUACUGGUCUAUUUUUAAUGGGCUUGUUUAUACGAGAGCGUGAUGAAAUAACACCGGAGCUCCAGAGUUGCGUCAUGCUGCCAUUGUUAUCUCAGCCGCGUUAGUCUGGGCGGCAUAUUAACACACAAGCAAAAAAACAAAACAAAAAAAAAAGACUCGGUCAUGAGAUAAAAAUAGAAUUGCCGUUGUCACGUGACCUCACCUGGAGCGGCGCGAAGGUGUGUGAGUGGGAAGUGAACUGCCGUAUUUCCUCAUGCCGCCGUGGAUUAAAAGCAGCUACAAUGUCGGCGCCGCCACACAGCAGCCCACACAGCGAGACGCGCCAGCAUGCAGAUCGCGAUGAUCGUGGUGAUCUUGGGCCUCCAGCUGGGACCGGCGUGGACCUGCAACGUGAACCGCUGCUAUGAGGAGGGCGAGCUGAGCAAGGCGGCCAACAGGAAGCUGACGAGUCAUUACCCGCAACCCCCGGAGCCCCACGGCGUGCUGGCGUGGGACUCCCCGGCCUCCUGCCCUCUGGACCUCUACGUGCACUACCAGCAGAGGGAGGCCAGGUCCUUGUCGCCAUGGAGAUUUGUGUGGAAAACCAUGAAGGACCACUACCCCUCCACGUAUGUGGAAGCUCAGUGUCUGUGCUCAGGCUGCAUCGUGACCAAAAACAAGGGUGUCCCUGAAAUGAGUCACGACUACAACUCAGUCCCCAUCGAGCAGAGUCGAGUGUUUCUGAAGAGGGAGCUCUGUGAUGAUGGACGAAAGUAUUAUCUGAAGCCCGUCUCGGUUAAUGUGGUCGUGGGCUGCACAUGUGCCAGACCCCGUAUCGCUUCCUAGGGUCUCCUCUUGUAGGCCCACCAACUAUAUUUUAAGAUUCCACUAUGGUCAGUGGAAUGAUGGUAGGAUAUUCAUCCAGAACUGUAUUGCCUUUUCUUUGCAAUCAUUAGUCAGAACUUCGGAGGCUCCAAGUUGCAUAUGCCUUUUAUUUACAAGCCUAUUUAUUUAUUUAUGUUUACUGUACAGCGGGUAUUUUAAUAAAAGCAGUUUUUCAUGUUGAAAUUUUUAAUAUAGUUAUUUAAAUGUACUUUUUAUGUGUCCUGUUCGGCGAUGUUUAGCUGAUACAUGAGCGAAUGACGAAGAUCUGACAGUCUAAAAUAUUGUAUUUAUUUAUUUAUAUAUGCUGAUAUUGUCCCAAUUUUCAUGUCAAACGGGUCUU